AAAGAAAACAGAAAGGAGUUGGUGGAACGCCGGCCGGGCCGGGAGCUUUUCAGAAUUGCAGCUCUUGCCCCUAGGUGUCUCGCGAGCCAGCUGCUCUGUGCCUCCCGUCCCACCCCGAUCGCUUUCUCCUUCUCUCGUAGUUCUCUGUGUUCAUACGCUAGUUUGCUUCGUCUUCUUAACGAAUUGACUCACCAUUUUAGAUUAUGGAUGCCCCCGAGAAAUCCCAAGAAGCAGACGUCCAUUAUAGAAGGCCAAGAAUGCCUGGAACCGUCAAUUGGGGCACUGCUACUGUUAUUGGGGUAUUUGCUGGCAUGUUAUAUGGGGGUAGCAAGGAGGCAGCUGCCUCUGUUAGCAAGGAUGCAGAGGUAAUGUUGAAGCUUGGAAGCACACCAGAUAAGCGUGAACAGCAUCGCCUGAUGAGAGAUGCUAUGGAGAAAAGAUUUAUACGAGUCACUCGUGGCUCAAUAGUUGGUGGUGUACGCCUCGGGAUGUUCACUGCUGCAUUCUAUGGUUUGCAGAAUCUUCUUGCUGAAAAACGCGGGGUGCAUGAUGUAUAUAAUGUUGUUGGAGCUGGAUCUGCUACUGCUGCAGCAUUUGGUCUAAUUAUGCCAGGGUCACUCUAUUGGCGUGCAAGAAAUGUUAUGUUGGGUUCUGCUUUGGGUGCUGUAGUUUGCUUUCCUCUCGGUUGGCUUCACCUGAAGCUUGUAGAGAAAGCAAAUGAAGGGAAAUAUGAUGCUUUUCCCCAGACUGAUGACAGCAAAGAAGUGAAGAGUGGAGUUGGUGCCGCAAUUGAGAGGCUUGAAGGUCAUUUGGGCAAAAAGAUUGACUGAUGCCAUCCAUUUCUUUGCUGUGGCAAUUUCAUUAGAUCCGGCAGGGCAAGAUACUGAAGGAGGAAAUGAAAAGAUGAGGAAGGCGAGGGACUAACAAAAUGUUCUAAUACCAAAAUUCUCUACCUCCACCGUCCUUUUGGGAGCUCAAGUAUUAUUAUUAUUUUUUGUUAGGUUGGUUUUAGUUCUGUUUUUGAACUUUCUUUGUCAUCCCUAGAGGCAGGCUAGAUAUACCAAAUUUUCAUACAAGGAAUCAUUUUUAGCAAUGGUUGUUUCCCAUAAAACAUGUGGUUGUGGUUGUUUAUUCAAGCCACAUGGUGCUUUUUAGCUUAAAACCAAAGUGAAAAAAGCUUUGCAAGUUA
Messenger RNA from Ipomoea triloba (trilobed morning glory), 1189 nucleotides. RefSeq lists its product as uncharacterized. The record is from RefSeq and is a predicted model, not a curated record. The transcript is spliced from 5 exons. Gene Ontology annotation, cellular component: mitochondrion. Lineage: Eukaryota; Viridiplantae; Streptophyta; Magnoliopsida; Solanales; Convolvulaceae. Bases 204 to 830 code for a protein of 208 amino acids.